This is a messenger RNA of Adineta steineri, 270 nucleotides long. The record is from the annotation of a GenBank genome assembly. Lineage: Eukaryota; Metazoa; Rotifera; Eurotatoria; Adinetida; Adinetidae.
AUGGUGUUCUCACGACCUGCUAUGCAAAGAAUUAUUAUAAAUAACCAUGAGUGGGAAGUGCCGAAUGAACCUGGCUGGGAACAAGUUGUAAAUGAAGCAGGAUUAGUACAAGAACGUCUUUUUAGUUCAUGUGAAACAGCUGCAGAAUGUCGUCAAAUUAUAAACGAAAUGUAUGCUAUUUUCAAUCACUAUCCCGUAUCAAAGAAAUUUUUGGAAAGUGAUAAAACAAAAGCAGACGAUUUUUUCACAUCAAUAUUCAAAUGGGGUUGA